Messenger RNA from Momordica charantia (bitter melon), 1715 nucleotides. RefSeq names its product glycerol-3-phosphate acyltransferase 9 (gene GPAT9). NCBI's taxonomy places the organism in Eukaryota, Viridiplantae, Streptophyta, Magnoliopsida, Cucurbitales, Cucurbitaceae. Gene Ontology annotation, molecular function: glycerol-3-phosphate O-acyltransferase activity. The record is from RefSeq and is a predicted model, not a curated record. Gene Ontology annotation, biological process: triglyceride biosynthetic process. Gene Ontology annotation, cellular component: endoplasmic reticulum.
GAGAUGGGAAUGUGAGAGAGAGGAGGGCCCAUCAAUUGCUGCGUUCUGAGGAUUUCGGGUAACCGAAACCCGCCGAAGGAAACCAAACAAAACCAAACCCACAGCCACAGCUCCACCAAAUCUCAGACCCACAUCGUCAACACGAAGAACAAGAAGAAGAAGCAGAGGAGUCACACACCCACAACCAGAUUUCAAUACCAGAGCCGCCAAUUAUGAGUGGCGCCGCCCCUCUCAACUCCUCCGGCUCUGAAUUGGACUUGGAUCGCCCCAAUAUCGAAGAUUACUUGCCUUCCGGAUCCUCCAUCCAAGAACCCACUGGCAAGCUCCGCCUGCGCGAUUUACUUGAUAUUUCCCCCACCCUUACCGAGGCUGCUGGUGCUAUUGUUGAUGAUUCAUUCACUCGUUGCUUCAAAUCUAAUCCACCGGAGCCAUGGAAUUGGAAUAUUUAUUUGUUCCCCUUGUGGUGCUGUGGAGUGGUGGUUCGAUAUCUGGUUCUCUUCCCGGCGAGGGUUCUCAUAUUGACUAUUGGAUGGAUCAUAUUCCUUUCAACAUUCAUUCCAGUGAAUCUGCUACUGAAAGGGCAUGAUAAGCUGAGAACUAAGUUAGAGAGGUUUUUGGUGGAGUUGAUUUGCAGUUUCUUUGUUGCAUCUUGGACUGGAGUUGUCAAGUAUCAUGGGCCACGGCCUAGCAUCCGACCAAAACAGGUUUUUGUGGCCAACCACACUUCCAUGAUUGAUUUCGUAAUCCUGGUGCAAAUGACUGCCUUUGCUGUUAUCAUGCAAAAACAUCCUGGGUGGGUUGGACUGUUGCAAAGCACUAUAUUGGAGAGUAUAGGAUGUAUAUGGUUCAACCGUACCGAGUUGAAGGACCGUGAAAUUGUAGCAAAGAAGUUAAAUGACCAUGUUCAAGGGGCCGACAACAAUCCUCUUCUCAUAUUUCCUGAAGGAACUUGUGUAAAUAACCAUUACUCAGUUAUGUUCAAGAAGGGUGCAUUUGAACUUGGAUGCUCUGUUUGCCCAGUUGCAAUCAAGUACAACAAAAUUUUCGUUGAUGCUUUUUGGAACAGCAGGAAGCAGUCAUUCACCAUGCAUCUCCUGCAGCUUAUGACCUCUUGGGCUGUUGUUUGUGAUGUUUGGUAUCUGGAGCCCCAAGUUUUGAAGCCUGGAGAAACAGCCAUCGAGUUUGCUGAGAGGGUCAGGGACAUAAUAUGCACCCGGGCAGGUCUUAAGAAGGUUCCAUGGGAUGGAUACUUGAAGCACUCCCGCCCAAGCCCAAAAUACCGAGAGCGGAAGCAGCAAAGCUUCGCAGAGUCGGUGCUGCAGCGAUUGGAAGACAAGUGAUAUGACAUGUACAUCAGCUUUUCUAGUCUUCAACUGCAUUUACCCUUGAAUACAAGGUUCCUGACAUGCACCUACUUAUCGGAUUCGAGGAUGCACUCCAGGUGAGUCGGAAUCUUCUUUCGGGGAUGCAACCGUGUACUUGCUAAAUGCGUAGUUAUUUGCCUUGACAUAAAUUGAACGCAAUGCAGUGUUUGGCUUUGUUAAGCAAGCUUCAAUUUUUGCAGAAUACCUUAUUUGAAUACGUCUUCAUAUUAAGAGUUUUAGAACAAUAUUACGAGAAGAGUUCUAUGUUGUGCUUUGUAGUUCUCUGUAAUGAGCUUCCUGGUUUUGCUCUGUAUGAGCCUAAAUUUUACUGUUCUCUAGCCGCCUUUUGAA